Messenger RNA from Dermacentor andersoni, 5777 nucleotides. NCBI's taxonomy places the organism in Eukaryota, Metazoa, Arthropoda, Arachnida, Ixodida, Ixodidae. The record is from RefSeq and is a predicted model, not a curated record.
AGCCAAUAUAAGCCAAUAUUAUUGUUUGGCGGUUGUUCAAAAACGUGGUUAACCUACCUGAACUGCCAGCGCCUCGUUGAACCUACGUAUGAAGUGUAGGCAUUGCAACGAGACUUCAUCAAAUGGAGCCCGGAGAUGAAGCCAGAGACGAAUUGCAUGACACCAAUAUGUAUGAAACGUCACCACCCACCACGGUUAGAUUGACUGCAGCAACCAGUCCCUGCUCAAGUGCACCUUUGCAUCAGCCCUGUACAGCGACUGAACACCAUGCAUGUUGGAUAGUUGACCGUAUCUCCCUCAUCAAUGUGUUUCUCUUUCAUGUAAAAAUGGAGCUGCGAGAAAUGCCAGGGCAGAGGGGACAGCUGGCUCUAGUUGGUGUGCCAGAUGAAUGGUUGUUCCGGGAAAGUGUGUUGCCAGAACAGUACGAUCAAGCAGUAGCAGCCGUGUACUGGCUUCUCAAGAAGCAUUUUUGCAUACGUUAUCUCUCUAUUCAUCCAUUUUUAUUGUUAGAGCAUGGUUCGGUCCUCAGCAAUGGGUUCCAACAUAGCCCUUCCAUCAAGUCAUUGAAAAUCGACUUCAGUGAAUCUGCUGCCACAGAGGCCCUCUUUGCCAGUUUGUGUACCCUGAGAAACCUAGAAUCAUUGGAAUGCUUGGCACCAGGGCAACAUCACAGCGAAUUUCCAACCACUGCAGCGAUGCUCUUGCGAGUGUGUCCAUACUUAACGACCCUCAAGAUUUCUGAAUAUUGUAUGGAGGACAAACACAUGGCCACUGCUUUUGUUGCAGCUCUGAAAGAGAAUUCAGCGCUGAGAGAGCUAUCUGUACACGCUUCAAUAUGUGAAGCCAGCAGACACGAGUUUGCAGAGUACCUGAAGACCACCAGUUCAUUAAACAUCCUCAGCGUUGUAGCAGGCAAUGAUGAAAGGCAAACCUGCACCUGCUGGAUGGCGGAAGGCCUCCUUGCCAGCAAAACUGUGAAAAAACUGGAUCUCAGGAACAUUCAAUUUGAUGAGAGGAGUGCCGAGCGGGCAGCAAGAGUUUUCACAGAAAAUCAAGUUAUGCAGAGCUUCAGCUUGGCGUGCUGCUCGCGGGGACAAAUGCAUAAGAGUGCUCUUUAUUGCUGGCAUGCAUCACUCUCGAGCAAUGAGACACUGGAAGAGCUCCGGCUUCCUAUGGACAUUUGGAGUACAUGUCAGUGGACCGAAUUCAUUUGGAUUACAUCGAGGAGGUCAUCUUUGAAGAAGCUUACUAUUGAUCGAGGCAAAGAUCGCAAAAAGCUGCAAAGUCUGUGUGAAGUUCUCAGAAAAAGCGGUGCAGAAACAAAAGCCUCUCUUGGGACUGACAUAUUUUUUUUCUCUGGUGGGAAUAUAAUUGAAUCUGCCGCACUCACAAGUGUCUCUUUGUUUUGUUUUGGUGAUCAGCUAAAGCAGCUGUUGUGCCAGCUGCGGACAUCUAAUCACAUUACAUCCGUUUGUAUUGGAGUUGGAACAGGUGAUGUUUCUCUCUCUUCAGCCGUUGCCGAAUACAUCAAUGUGGCACCAUCACUUCGAAAGUUGCGUUUGGAGUUGCUUACGGAAUCUGGGGACCUGGCCGAUGACACAAAUAGAUCAUGGAAAAUACUUGUCGAGUCGCUAUCCAAAAAUGUGACCCUGAGGGAGUUAGAAGUGUAUGUCAAAUUCCGCCCUAGUUUUGAUGAAUAUGAAGAACCAGAUCACGGGAUCCAAGACAUCAAGGAUAUACCGCAUGAAUUGGAGAAACUUGCUCAGGUGAUUAAGUCUGGCCAGAAGAUACGAAGGGUGCACUUCCGAGCAGAACAUACAAGCCACAUGACUGCCUUCCUUUCGGAGUUAGCCAAGGACAUCUCAACUGAGUUCACUCUUGUCACUGUAACUCUAGCUGGUUCUUUGGCAAUAGAGUCUAUGGCAGACUGCUUCCUUGUAUGGGAAACAACACGUCGAAACUCUGGGCUGGUCACACGGGCUGCAGAAUUUGUCUCCGGGCACAGACUGGACAGGCGUUAUGCAGCAGCCUUGGAAUUUGUUGGGUGCUGUCCUCCUCUCCUCGAAGAGUUUGCACAGCAGCAGUCUCUCACAGUUGUGGAUGCCACUCCCAUCAUUCAACGUGCACUCAGGAGUAUUGAAAGCAUGCACGAUUUCAUGCGCCUUGUUGGUGUUGUCCGGGAGCGUGUCGUGUGCCACCCACGCAAGGAUGGUCGCCGUCAACUGGAUGGCCUGGAUGACGACUGCUGGAGGUCGAUUCGUCGCCACGUUACCCUCUUCGAUGUCGGAACACGUACAACACGUUCUUCGUUAAUGGAUCUGUAAGAAGAGGACAACCUCAAGCACUGCAUGCAGUAUUUUCCAGUUGAAGCCGAUUAACAACUGCACCUUCACAGUUCCAAAGGACUUUAUAAACUUUCACUGUUUUACGACAUGAUAAACUAUAUGUGGACAAUCUGAACGACUGUUAAAACGGUGUGUUACUACUUUGUCCUUUGCUAUGUAAAUAUGCACAAAACCUUCAUUAGAGCUGUAGCGAGAGGACAUUGCCUGUGUAAGUGGAUGAGCUACAGUUUCCAAAGAAUGCCAGUCGGUGUACAUACCUUUGCUAUGUUAAAGAUGUGAUACAUUGUCGUUUGUUUUUCAAGACUUUGUCACUUUAGUUAUUCAAUAUAUCCUAUUGUGAUAGUGCUUUUCCCAAGCUCCUGCCACAUUUUAUGCAAAUCUUUAUGCUACUUCAAUCGUGAAUCCAGGGGCUUCCAUAGCUAUCACAAAAGAGGUUCGUAUUUAGUGAGCGCUAAUGUGUAGUGGUCACCUGCUCAUUAGGGAAGGCGUCAAGGAAUUAUCUAUGGCAUAAGGAGUAGGGAUACAAAUCUAUCAAUAAGAAAAAAAAAACAUUAUCAAUGCUACUGUCAGUAGCACACUACUGAUGGUACUCCAUAAUGCCACUUUCAAGUGGCAAUAUAGUAUUUUUGAAUUACAGCAUCAGUACCAGCACAGUGAGUGUUCUCUGCUACUGGGCAGAUAAUUUUUGAAAGGAGGAGCACACUGAAAGGCAAGAACGUUGACACUCUUAUGGUUUUUCACCAGGGUGCCUAGAUGACAUAUGGCUAAGUUGCACAUCUAACGGUUUAGUUAGAGCAGAAUGAAAGCCACUGGAUGUGUAAACUGCACAACUCUUUUUUGCAUCUUGAAAUGCCAAAACAAUAAAAAAGAUCUACAUACUAACUUUAUUGGUCCAGUGUAAUGAUGGUUAGUUUCGAGUAAUAACUUAGUAGAAGCUGUAGUGUUUAGGAUUUUAACAGCACAGACAAAUAAUUCAACUUCCUAGAAAUAUGUUGCAUAAAUUCAUGAGCAGAGUGAUUGACAGUCAGAUAUAGUAAUAUUUUAUAAUGAUUACUAGCCAACAACUAUCAAUAGCAUUAUAAAUGUCAAAUGUCAAUAUUUAGUUCUACAAUUUUUCUAAUUUAUCGAUAGUGAAUUUACACAUUGUUUUGCAUCACUAAUGAGCAGCCCUUCUGACAAUUACUGCUGCACUCAGUCUUUUUUGUUUGCUUUGUGUAUUUGUUUUCAAAAAGUUCCUUGUUGCAACUUCAUUGUGCAAUACCAUGCGACCAAUGCGCCAACUCUGACACAUCUCUACUAGCGUCUCAAGGUUAAUGUAACAAAAGCCCCUCCAUACAUGUUUUCUCCGACCAGGUUAAGUACCGCCAACCUGCCCUCCGGGCUCCUCUCCCACUCAACCUCUCGGCUUCCGGCAUCCAGCAAAACUUGUGUAGCUUCAGCUUCCUGUUUCAAGCGGAAGCGACGCCAAGUUUUUACUUUCGCCGAGUCGAUGGAAGGACUUUAAUUGUACCAGCCGCCGUUUAAACUGUUAAAGCAUGUCCACCAUCCAAGCAUCACCACCACUGUAACUGGCGAUCUGGUCGUGUUCACUUCAUGUCAACCUGUGACUGGUAGUGCCACGAGAUACAAGAUACAGUGGUUGCAGAGAGGAAGAUGAAGGUUUGACAAUGUAGUGUGCAGGAGCUUGGAGACCACUGCCAUUUUUUGUGCCUGUGAAAACACACCGACUGUGCGCUACAACUUCAGCGGAAUUCAACAGCUUGUCCCCUUCUCCAUAAUUCUUGCACUGAUUAUCGCAACUCCAGAAACUGCUAGCGCAGCAUUGCAUACCAGGCAUGGAUUUUGCUGUACUUCUCUUCUGAAGCACAGAGCCCCUCCAGCCAGCGCGUAUGCAGGGGAUUUAGUGAAAGAGUUCGCGACAUCAAUUUGUACAGCAGACGCAUAGAGUUGAGGGUGUGAAUUGUGAGUUUAAAGCUUGUCACGUACAGCAGAUUGAAAGUAACGAACGGUCAAGUAUGUGCACUACGUGAGGAACUGCAGUGACACGAAGCUAUAAAAUAUAACAUGUUCGAAUUUGUGUUGAGGGCAUUCAGUGACGUGGUGAACACAACUGUGUUUUUCUUAUGUGAUGUGAGUGGAGGUGUGCAGUAAAUUGGUGUGUGUGUGUGUUUGUGUGCGCGUGCUGUGAUGCAUGCACAGUUGUACAGCGAAUUGUGUGUGUUGUGACGCAAGCAAAGGUGUUACGAUGAAUUCUUGUGCAUUGCAACAUGAAAUUACGAUGAUUCUUCUUGCGAGCAUUCAGAGGACGAACAAGGUAGUACUUCGGGUGGUAUGUCGGUCAUACUUGUGUUCUCACACUUCUAUCUGUCUCUGGCCUGAACGCUAAAACCAUUUCAUCCACGUGGCAGCAAAGAUUUUUUUGGCAAAAAGAAGUCUAGAGGGGCUUUAUUUAGCGUUUCUUAGCUUUACUCAAAGGAGAGUUUUAUGCACUGUGGUUUAUUCAUUUGUUGAAAUGACGUCUACUAGCUAAGUGAAGCAGUUGAAUUGAUUUGCAGAAUGCUUAAGAUUUGUGAAGUAAACGUAAAAUUGGCUUAUAAUUACAGCUACUGUACAUGUACGGUGUGUUAGAUGUGCUACUUCUAGUCAGUAUUUCAUAUGCCUACAUUUUCUAUAUGUUCUGCUCUGAAAGGCUAAUUUCAUCCACCCAAGAGUACCCCAGGCUACAAAGGAAGCCCAAACAAGAAAAACCUGUAUGGGCUUCCUUCGUAGCUUCGGCUACCGUUGGGUGGAGGAAAAAUUUUCCCUUUCAUAAUUCUUCCUCUACCUUGCGGGCUUCCACAGAACUAAUUUUCCAGUGCUCUGUUCUCUGCAGUGCAGGGGUAUUGAAAUAAAAUAAAUAAAACAGUAAAAUCUAAUGGGAGGAAGUCUCAUCAUAUGAACAAUUGCUUUCUGCCUGAUUUAGCAAAAUGGUAGAGGUUUCUUCAGUGCGCAGACAUUGCAGGUGAGAAUUUUUGUCCCUGUCCAGAAAUCAAACAUAGCUCCCUCACCCUGGUCAAAUAUGUUCAAAGUAAAGCAGAACUGGGAACAGAACUAAUGCAACAUUAGCAAACAAAUUUUGCAUUUAUUUCACUUUUCAGUUAACAGCAUAAGCUUGUAGAGCAGUCCAUAAGCCCAUUGAUCUAUUCUUGUUCAUAAAUGUCGCUUUAUAACACAAAUGUACAGUUGUUUUGAAAAGUUCCUGCAACAGUUCUUGAGCAUGCUAAAAUUCCUGUCCAUCUACUACAGAACGCUAUGACAAAUGCCUACUGAACAUCAUUACAGUAAAACUUUGUUAAUUCAGAUUCCAUGGGAAUGAAAAAGAUCUCUGAAUGAAGCGAACAUUGAAUUAUUGAGCAUAUCAAGAAAACAAUAAAGAAAUUCCUGCUACAUCAA